This is a messenger RNA of Penicillium subrubescens, 1089 nucleotides long. RefSeq names its product transcription factor IIF subunit TFG2. The transcript has 4 exons. The record is from RefSeq and is a predicted model, not a curated record. NCBI's taxonomy places the organism in Eukaryota, Fungi, Ascomycota, Eurotiomycetes, Eurotiales, Aspergillaceae. The coding region runs from base 1 to 1089 and encodes 362 amino acids. Gene Ontology annotation, biological process: transcription by RNA polymerase II; transcription initiation at RNA polymerase II promoter. Gene Ontology annotation, cellular component: transcription factor TFIIF complex.
AUGGCUCAGGUCAAACCAGACCCGGAUGCCAUGUACAUCAAGCCCGACCCGGAUAGCAAGGAGGCAGUCCUUGCCGACCUAGAAGACGAUGAUAUCUACGAAGAUGCGGGAGAUCUGGACUUUUCAGCAUCAGCACAGAAUGUAUGGCUCUCACGACUGCCGCAGCAGCUCUGGGACCAUUGGGCAACGAUGGAUGAGAAUGCGGAUGAUGACGAGGAGAUUGAGAUCGGAACAAUCAGGAUAGAAGGUGAACCAGGGGAUCUCAAGCGGGUUAGCGUGCGACUCCACAAACGCGAAGGCAACGAGGACAUUCCCAAAGACUACACCCUGCAAAAGCAGGCCAUCUCCACAAAUGCGGCACACAUGACCCAAAAUACCUUUGUUUUCACGGAAAAGGACAUCCCCGGAGUUGAAAACCGCCUAGCGUCAUUUGGAGAGAAGCGCUCAGCCUUGUAUGAAGCUAUGAAGCGUGACGCGCGGAGGAGGCAACAAGGCAAAAAAUGGGAGCCCUACGUGCGGAAAACGGUUCCAAAACAAACGGCCCUGGUCGGACAAGUCAGCGAGGAGUUCAACUUCUUGCCAGUCGAGAACGAAGAACUACGACGAAUCUCUGAAAAAGCAGCCGUCGAAGCUAUGAAACCGAAAGAAAAGGUCCAAUACAUCGACGAUAUUAGUCCCGACAUCACAAAUGCAGCCAUUCUCCUUCCCUCGAACAAGGGCCACUUUGUGCAACAACUCAAGUCGACCAAGGCCAAGGCCCAAGAGAACAAGUCUAUCCGUAUGCCUCAGAACGAGCUGCUGGACAAGAUCUUCGAGUGCUUCCGAGAAUUCCGAUACUGGCCAUUUAAGACCCUCAAGGCCAAGCUGCAACAGCCCGAGUCAUACCUCAAGGAAACCUUGGAGAUGGUUGCUCACCUGGUCAAGUCUGGCGACUUUGCCAUGACCUGGGAGCUAAAGCCUGAAGCUCAGCAUGCCAACUAUGCCUCCAUGUCAUAUGACAACGUUAAGGACGAGAAGCCACCUGACAUGGAUGACUAUGAUGAUGCUUCGGAGGAGGAUCCUACGGGUAUGGUAACGGAUCAUGAUUAA